UUGACAUGAAAUUUCGUUUUCACUUUCUCACUUUCUCACCAUCGAAUUAUUUUUUAUACUUUGCUUGUCUUUAUUUUCCCCCAAAUUUGCACUCUAUCCAAAUCGUAAUCCUCAUCUAAUUACUCGACAAACAGCCAUGGACAACCAAAGCAACAACCGCGAUAGCUUCACACAAAUCCCGUAUGGCGAUUCGAAGCCGAAAGGAAUUCUCAAGAAACCCUCAGAUUCCCUCGAGAGAGGCACACAUUUGCGCUGGGACGAGGAGAACAUCAGAAUUACAGAGGAGCAGAAGGAUUCCAAGAUGAAGGUGGAUGAACCCAAGACGCCCUACAUCAGAUACAACCCCGAGCUCGACGCCGAUUUGCAAGAGAUGGAGGACCUUAAGCUGGCCUCAGAGAUCUCAUCGCGGUCGUCCUCGGUGGUGUCGUCGCCCAAGCGGGCACAGGUUAUUGCACCGUCAGAUUGGGCGUCGGACAGCGAAGAAGAGUGCUCCGAGACCGAAGGCAUGAGCGAAGCCGAUAAAGCCAAGCACGAGCGGUUCCAGAAGAUGCGCCAGCAGCACUACCACCUCGAAGGCCAGUACGUGCACCGGGACACUGAUGACAUUAUGGACUCUGACAACUCGCUGAAUAGCGAUGAUGACGAUGACAAUAGUAGCGACGAUAACUGUGAAAUGGAAAGCGGUCGGAGAAGUUCCAGCACUGGCUCUAGCUCACACCAGCGGAGUAAUUCUAUAACCAGCUGCAAAUCCAACCUACACGUCUCCAAGGGAUUCAUUGAGACUUACGGCAGCGAUGACACCGAAGGGGCACCUCUGAACUUUUCUACCAACGUCGACGAAAUCAAUGCAUCCAGUAUGGAGCUGUGACGGACACGACACAUUCAUAGCGCCUUUUUUCUUUGCUUUUUAUUUUUUUAUAAAAAUAUUCAUUCAUUUCUCUCUUUCUCUUUCUCUCGAACAUAUACAAUUUCCUAGGUGGCUUCUUCCUUAUAUUAAAUAUGAUACAACUGAUAACUGUGAGCGCUAAGCGAAUGCUCUUUAGCCUUGGCGGCUCAUCGAGUGGCUUGGGAAAAAAGAUCGGUAGAGCGAAAAUGAAAAUGAAGAAAAAACAAAGAAAAAAUAAU
This is a messenger RNA of Kickxella alabastrina, 1125 nucleotides long. RefSeq lists its product as uncharacterized. The coding region runs from base 137 to 868 and encodes 243 amino acids. Gene Ontology annotation, biological process: regulation of signal transduction. Lineage: Eukaryota; Fungi; Kickxellomycota; Kickxellomycetes; Kickxellales; Kickxellaceae. The record is from RefSeq and is a predicted model, not a curated record. Gene Ontology annotation, molecular function: protein phosphatase inhibitor activity. The transcript is spliced from 2 exons.